AUGUUCAGUUCUCGUAGCCAUGGCGAUCAAGAAUUUCUGAUAAUAAAGCCAGAUGACAAGUUUUUCUCAAGGCUAUUAUCCAAGGAGAAACCCAAAGGCGGCGGCGGCGGCGGAGAUUCCUCGUUGAGAUUCUACUACCGCGCAGGAUGUUCCGGUUCCAUUCCAUUCCAAUGGGAAUCUCAGCCGGGAACGCCCAAACACGCCCUUGCCGAUUCUUGCAUCUUCAAUCCUCCGCUCACUCCUCCGCCUUCUCUCCAUAGCUCCGCCGCCCUCAAAUCCGGGCAAAAACAGCCCUCGAAGAUCAAGCUUUUUCUCUCCAAUUUCCCUGGGAAAUUAUCCCGGUCUUUUUCCUCCCCCGCCGGGGAUUUCAGUGGUCGGAGGCACGGGGCUAGGUCGGAUUUCCUGUUCCAGCUUGAGAAGUUGUAUGGGGAUGAUAGUCACCGGGAGACGGCCGCAGCCGCCGGCGAUUUUCCACCUUCGCCGCUGUGUUUCGGUGGCCGGAGUCGGAGGUCUAAGGGCGGCUUUGGAAGGUUUUAUUAUGUAAAGAACAUGAAGAGAGCACUGCUGUCGGUGGUCGCUCGUGGUGGUUCUUCAACUUGA
Ipomoea triloba (trilobed morning glory) is the source of this 600-nucleotide messenger RNA. RefSeq lists its product as uncharacterized. The transcript has a single exon. The coding region runs from base 1 to 600 and encodes 199 amino acids. NCBI's taxonomy places the organism in Eukaryota, Viridiplantae, Streptophyta, Magnoliopsida, Solanales, Convolvulaceae. The record is from RefSeq and is a predicted model, not a curated record.